Medioppia subpectinata is the source of this 349-nucleotide messenger RNA. NCBI's taxonomy places the organism in Eukaryota, Metazoa, Arthropoda, Arachnida, Sarcoptiformes, Oppiidae. The record is from the annotation of a GenBank genome assembly.
GCGGGUGUGGUGUUGGCCGACGGCAUGCACUUCAACCCGUACUUUGUGAGCGGUUCGGGCGCUAUAGGUAUGGCGCAGGCGUUGUUCAGCGAAAUGAUCGAGUACGAAGACGGCACGCCCGCCACGCAGAGCCAGUUGGCCAAAGACGUGGUCACUUUCCUGUCGUGGGCCGCGCAGCCCGAGUACGACACACGCAAAAAGGCCUCAAUCGAUGUACUGCUAAUAAUGAUCCCAAUGUUGGCACUGUUGACGUUCUGGAAGCGGCACUUGUGGUCGACAAUCAAAUCGCGUAAAAUACUGUUCAGAGAGACACCGAAACAGCCGCCGAAGAAGUCUUAAUCGCCGCCAC